AUGGUAUUUCUUCAAAUAUCUCCUAUGAAGGGUAUUAACCGCUUUGGUAAGAGAGGAAAACUUAGCUUGAGGUUCAUUGGACCUUUUGAGAUCCUUAAGAGGAUAAGGGAAGUAGCGUACAUAUUGGCUAUACCCCUAGUGCUGACAGCUAUACAUGAUGUGUUUCGUGUUUCUAUGCUUCAAAAAUAUGUGUUAGUCCCGUCCCAUGUUUUGAGUUAUGAAGCAUUGGAACUUCAACCUGAUCUUUCAUACCAGGAGCAACCAGUACAAGUACUAAACAAAAGAGAGAAAGUCUUGAGAAACAAGAUAAUUGCAUUGAUUAAAAUAUUAUGGAGGAAUAGUGAAGUUGAAGAGGCAACCUGGGAACUAGAGACGGAUAUGCAGUAG
Cannabis sativa is the source of this 387-nucleotide messenger RNA. RefSeq lists its product as uncharacterized. The transcript has a single exon. Lineage: Eukaryota; Viridiplantae; Streptophyta; Magnoliopsida; Rosales; Cannabaceae. The record is from RefSeq and is a predicted model, not a curated record. Bases 1 to 387 code for a protein of 128 amino acids.